AUUUUAGGAUGAUAUUGGAAUCAUGAAGGAUAUGAAUAUGGAUGCUUAUAGAUUCUCCAUUUCUUGGUCUAGAGUGCUACCAAAAGGAAAGCUUAGUGCAGGUGUAAAUCAUGUGGGAAUAAACUACUACAACAAUCUCAUUGAUGAAUUACUGGCUAAUGGUCUGCAGCCAUAUGUGACCAUUUUUCAUUGGGACGUUCCACAAGCCUUAGAGGAUGAGUACGAAGGUUUUUUAAGUCCUCGCAUUGUAGAUGAUUUUAGAGACUAUGCUGAACUUUGCUUCAAGGAAUUUGGUGAUAGAGUUAAACAUUGGAUUACAUUGAACGAACCAUGGAGUGUGAGCGUAAAUGCUUAUGCAAAGGGAAAAUUUGCGCCAGGUCGAUGUUCAGAAUGGUUAAAACUGAAUUGCAUUGGAGGUGAUUCAGGGACAGAGCCAUAUUUGACUGCACAUAACCAACUUCUUGCUCAUUCUGCUGCUGUUAAAUUGUACAAGACUAAGUAUCAGGCAUCUCAAAAAGGUAUAAUAGGGAUUACACUGCUCUCUCACUGGUUUGUGCCGGCUUCUAAAGAGACAUCAGAUUGUGAUGCUGCACAACGAUCCAUCGACUUCAUGUAUAUGGAUCCAAUCACAAAAGGCGAGUAUCCGAAAAGCAUGCAGUUUUUGGUAGGGAACCGGCUACCAAAGUUUUCAAAAGAAGAAUCUGAGCAACUUAAGGGGUCCUUUGAUUUUUUAGGCCUAAACUAUUACUCAUCUUCUUAUUCUGCUUAUGCACCUCAACUAUGUGGUGCUAGACCAACCCUGCAAACUGAUGCUCUUGUUAAUGAAACAUAUCACCAUAAUGGCAAGCCCCUUGGUCCAAUGGCUGCUUCCGACUGGUUAUGCAUUUAUCCACGAGGAUUUCGACAACUGUUGCUUUACAUCAAGAACCAAUACAACAACCCCGUAAUUUACAUUACCGAAAAUGGCCGUGAUGAGUUCAACGAUCCAACACUAUCACUUGAAGAAUCCCUUAUAGAUACUUAUAGAAUUGAUUAUUUUUAUCGUCAUCUUUAUUAUCUUCAAUCUGCAAUCAAGGAUGGUGUGAAUGUAAAGGGAUAUUUUGCAUGGUCGUUGUUGGAUAACUUUGAAUGGGAAUCGGGCUUCUCCUUGCGAUUUGGACUCAUCUUUGUGGAUUUUAAUGAUGGCUUGAAAAGACACCCAAAACUCUCGGCGCAUUGGUUCAAGAAUUUCCUCAAAAAGUCUAACAAACAUAUGGUAUAUUAAUGACGCCCUUGAUGAAUGAGAGAUUCUUGAUUUCCGCCCAUGAUUCCAAAAGAGUGCGGGAUUUGUUUUUGGCCAUCAUGUGUUUGAUGGUAAAAAUAUGAAAUAUUUUUUAAUAUGUAAGUUAUUGUUAAUGAGAUUAGUCUUAGAUGAUUAAACAAAACAUUAAUAACAUGACUUGAUGACCUACAUAUAUUUAUGUAGGAUUUUUAGCGCA
This is a messenger RNA of Cicer arietinum (chickpea), 1478 nucleotides long. Its product is annotated as beta-glucosidase 12-like. The record is from RefSeq and is a predicted model, not a curated record. Gene Ontology annotation, biological process: carbohydrate metabolic process. Lineage: Eukaryota; Viridiplantae; Streptophyta; Magnoliopsida; Fabales; Fabaceae. Gene Ontology annotation, molecular function: beta-glucosidase activity.